Onychomys torridus (southern grasshopper mouse) is the source of this 1968-nucleotide messenger RNA. It is a transcript of the gene Pih1d2, whose product is annotated as PIH1 domain containing 2. The transcript has 7 exons. Gene Ontology annotation, biological process: box C/D snoRNP assembly; rRNA processing. Gene Ontology annotation, cellular component: cytoplasm; ribonucleoprotein complex; R2TP complex. The coding region runs from base 915 to 1862 and encodes 315 amino acids. NCBI's taxonomy places the organism in Eukaryota, Metazoa, Chordata, Mammalia, Rodentia, Cricetidae. The record is from RefSeq and is a predicted model, not a curated record.
CCUUCGUGAAAACGCAGCCUUCCCACCGGUUACAGUGCCCUCCUCACCCGAGGCCCAGGCUACGGCUGCCUUCCCCCAGCCGAGCCCGCCAGGCGGCUCUCUCUCCGGGACCCAGGCCAGAGCGGGCGCAGGCGCGGAACGCGGCCUGCGGGCGGACCCGGGCAUGCCCCGCUCUCGCUGGGCUGGGACAGCGCCCGGCGGCUCGGUUUCACUCCCGGGACAGAAUGGGGACACGGGGCAUGGGUAUGGCCUUCCGUUGGGACCCGGGAAGCGUCUAGGGAGCCUGAGGGGGAGCUUGAGGUUUCCAAGGGGAAGUCGGGAAAAACACCCCCAUGUCUGUCAGCGGGCUCCCUGCCCCGCCGCGGCCUCGGCGCUCCCGGCAGCCUUCCCUCCAAACGCCCUCCCCACACAAACACACACAAACACACCCAUACCGUGCGCCGCAGCCUCGCGUGGCGGGGUGGGAGAAAAGGCGGCGGCUUCCUUCCGGGCCGGAAGUCGUGCUCCCGAGAAACGCUUCCUUCCCACCGGAGACUCCACAGAGCGGGUUCACAGGUCGCCGGGGAAGCUGGCAGGUGCAGGAAGGAAGCCGGCACUCUUCUGAGAGAGAAGCCGGACGGCCCAGCUGAGGAGCUUGUCCGGCACCGGUGGAAUGAUCCCGGAACUGGAUAUAAAGACGCAGCUCCACUUUGCACUCACCGGACCCAGUUAGAUGUUGUACCCGGCCUGGUUACCAUGGUAACGGGAGUCGCGGUUUGUCUCCGAACUGAGUGAAGAGGACAAGUCAGCCAAUAUCCAACUAUUUGAACAAGAUCACCAAGAAAAACAAGACUUAAAGGGACCUUUCUGCUCCCACUGUGUUUGUGAAGACCAGAGACAGGGGCAGGUUCUAGAGGCCUUUCUCAUUACCAGUCAUGAAGGCAUCCUCAAAGGGUCUUCUCACCCAGAUUUCUCAGUUCUGGAAUAUGCUCGAUGAUUUGGCUGAAAAUGAUCCUGAGCGCUACAAGAACUUCAUUGAGCAGGAGCUGAAAGAUGGAAAACAGCUCUGUGUCGACCCAGAACCACAACUCUGCCUACAGACCAAGAUUCUAAACCCAAAAGAAAAAAUACUUUUUAUCAACCUAUGCCAAUGGAAAAGGAUCCCGGCUCCCCAAUCAGCCACUCAUCCUGUACCCAUACGUGUUGGCAGACCAGAAGAUUUCACUGAGGCAUCAGGUUCCUAUACAGUUAUUGAUGUUGCCUACAACCCUGGUGUUCUGCAAGCAGCAGAAAAAGACCAAGAAAUCAAAGAUCAGUUAAUAAAAAUGGCCAUUCAUUGCAUUGAGGAGCGACUCCACUUCACACUCGCACAUUCAUACCACGUUACUAGCUUUAAAAUAAAAGGAAACAUUCAGAGAAUGAAAGAAAAUCUUAUGGGCAUUAAAACUGACUUCACAGGCUUCAAAGAGAUAAUGAGAACAGGAGAUGCUCUUGAAAAGAUCAGGAGCAGUGCUGAGAGUGAACUGGAUCACCUUCCUCAGGUGCUAUUGACAAAAAAUCAAGCAUCGGGCAAAGGACGGUGUCUUAUAGAGGAGAUUUCUAGUUCCGAAAUCCAGGUGGAAGUUAAGAAACCAGCCUAUGAAUUAAAGGUUGUAAAGGAUCAGAAUGAGAAACCUCUGAAAAUUGAACUGAAAAUCCAGUUACCUGGGAUUAACUCAGUCUCCCUCUGUGAGCUUAGUGUUUCUGAGGUUGACUUAUUGAUUGAGGUCUCUGAGAAGUACCGAUUAUACCUGAAUCUUCCAGAAUCGGUUAAUACAGAAAUGACUACGGCAAAAUUUGUCAGAAAUAAAUCCGUACUAUUCAUUACUAUGCCGCUGGCAUGAAAAGAGAGCACCUUGUGUUCUCACUGUUGCAGCUCAUGUCAGUUACAGGACCUACGCUGUGGGUGGGGUCAUGGGUUUUUGUUGUUUGUUGUUGUCUGAGACAGGG